AUGGAGAGUUCUGAAGAUGAUGCGGGCACAGCGACGAACGCUUCCCGCCGUGCAUCGGCGCGGGAAAAGGACGUCGGACUGGCCGAGGACGUCAAUGCAACUAGUAGUUUCCAGCAGGAACCAUCUGAAACGCGGACGGCUUGUGAUACUCCCGCGAUGUCGGAGGAUAAUUUCGACGGCGAUAGCGUACCGUCGCCGUCGACGCAGGACGUCAACGCGAGCACCGAGGCGAUUUUGGAUAUGAUAGAUGAAAUUGUUGACGGUCCGGGUGCGCCAAAGCGGGUACCUCUAGAAUCGGAAUCUGUAGAUACGCUUUUUGACGAACUCGAAAUCACCAGUGAACACUCGAAUAUCAUUGUACAAGAAUCAAGUAACACUCUUUCGGACAACAUCACUGCACAUCCCGCAGAAGCAUCGCCAGCCGACAGUGUCAAAAACGAUUUACCGGUUCAGUUUGGCAUUAACUCUCAGGCGGAAUCGUCUUCAAGUGAUCUAUCACCAGGUGUUGUAAAUGCAGACAGUGUUGACUCUUUACCACAAAGUUCAUCUCUGCCAGAGGCAAGUGAGCCUGCAGUGUCUACACAGCCUGAAGACAGUGCUUUGUCAAAUGUGGUACCUGAGGCAUUAGAAGCACCUGCUAGUUGCCCUCCACCCUAUAUUCCUUCCAGCAGUGAAGAAAAGACUGUGCUGAGCAUUACAGACUCUAGUGGUGAUUGUGAAACACAGGAACGAACAGUGAAGUGUGUGUCAUCCAGUGAUAACAGGGACAACGUGACUGUUGAAAGUGCAGAAUCAACAUCUAGUGAUAGUAGUGUUAGUGAAGGUAAAGCAGUGUUUGUAGAAACGCCAGUUCGGUCACCACUCAAACGGCGUCUGGUACGGCCAGCACCCAGUGAUCGACGGCCAGACUCUACAGUGUCUUCAACUGUUGAUUCCCAAAUUGUUCAUUUACCUGCUACUGAACAAACAAGUAGUGAAAAUAUCACCAAGGAUGUGACAAGUUCAUCUGAUGCUGUGCCCACAUUACAUGGUAACGUAAAACCAGAAGAGAUUAGAAAUUCUGCUAUUCAGUCAGAUAAGGAUCAGUGUCAAUCAACUUCAUCUGAUAGCCAUUCAUUACCCUUGGCUGAGCCUCAUUCAGAAUCUUCAAAUAAUAUUAAUAUCUCACAAUCUCAAGACAGCAAUGAACCAUUAAUUCCUGUUGUUAACUGCAUAUCUGAGGCACCUGUUAAUAGUCCUGUACAAACAGUGACCUCUGACGAACAUUCCCAACCCAGAAUAGAACAUUCUCAUUCAUCAAAACUAGAAGAGAUUGAAACACAUGAUAGUCAUGAACAGACCCCGUCUGAUCAGUCCAGCUCAUGUUCACCAAAUUCUUCGGAAGCAACCAAACCUAUUGCCGAUGAUAAUAAUGUAAGCAAUGUUAAUUAUGAUGAUCAUGGGGAUACUAAAGAUGUAGAAAGUGCUCAAAAAGAAGUAUUACAAAACAUACCUGCAAGCACACAGAAUGUAGAGAGCUCUGAACCAGAGAGUAGCAAUAACAGAGCUCAAAAUCUUACAACAACUCAGGAUAGUGUGCAAAUUCAAGAUCAUACAGAGGACCAUCUUCCAAAUGAGCAAAAUGAUAAUAUGCAAGUCGAUGACCACACACAAGUCCAAGAUCAAAAGGAUCAGGAAGAUAGCAUGCAAGUGGAAGAGCACAUAGAAAGGCAGGAUCCCAAUCAAACCGAAGACCAAACAAAACAGGAAGAUGAUAUGCAAGUGGAUGAGCAUACAGGAGGACAAGAUCACUCACAAGUCCAAGAUCAAACUACCCAGGAAGAUAACAUGGAAGUGCAAGACAACACAAAACAGGAUGAUCAUACCCAAGAGCAUGAUCAUACAGAAGUGAAAGAUCACACACAGGCGCAAGAUCAUACACAAGUGCAAGAUCAUACACAAGUGCGAGAUCACACAGAGGCGCAAGAUCAUAUACAAGUGCAAGAUCAUACACAAGUGCAAGAUCAUACACAACUGGAAGUGUUGGAGCAUACAGAUGUGCAAGAUCACAUGCAAGCUCAAGAUCAUACAAAAGAUCAGGCACAAGUGCAAGACUAUACGCAAGUGCAAGAUCCUAUACAAAAACAAGGACAUACACAAUCGGAUCCUUCACAUACGCAAGAUCGCAAGCAAGUGGAAGAUCACACAGAAGUGCAAGAUCAUAAAGAACUGGAAGAUCACAUCCAAGUGCAUGAUAAUACACAAGUGCAAGAUCACAUGCAAAUGCAAGAUCGCCCGCAAGAACAAGAUCAUACACAUGGGCAUGAUCAGACACCACUUCGUGAACACACGCCAGACGCAGUUAGCAUACAAGUGCAAGAAGAUAUCCAAAUGGAAGAACCUAAGCCAGUACAAGAGGAUGAAAAGAAAGUUCCACCUAUCAAGCUUAACUUAUCUAUGGCUAAUCUAACUGAAUCAAACAAAGAGACAGAACACAGCAGUAUUAGUAGAACCAAUGUUACCCAUGAAGAAUCUGAAGUAACCAAACAAGUCCCCAAAUUAACUAUCAAGUUGAAACAACCAGAUGAAAUUAAGUCACCUGUACCCAAAGUAACAAUAAAACCUAUCAAACCACCUGUUGAACAAGAUUCAGAUGAUAACACUGAAGAUAAUCAUCAAGUACCUUGUGUAACUAAAAUAAAUAUUAAGCCUAUCCCCAAACCAACAGAAAAUCUUAAUGAGAAAACAUUGAGAUCACAACAUACAAUAGAAGGGUCAACUAGACCAAAUGCAAGUGUCACAAAGCUAAAUAUAAAACCAAUACCCAAACCUCCAGAGAAAAUAAAUGAUUUUCAUAGAAAAUCUAGUAGCAGCGAAAUUUCAGAAUCUGAAUAUUCUGAAAACGAUGAAACCAGCACUUCAGACCAAGCAUCUACUUCUGAUCAGGGACCUUCUGAUGUUGUCCCUAAAGUUACAAUUAAACUAGGAAAGCCUGGCACUGAAAGUGAAGGUAAAUUUUAUACUGAAAAGAAUAUUCCAAAACUUACUAUAAAAGUCCAACAAGAUGAAAAUGAUGAGCAAGAACCUAAAUUAAAGAAGAUGGUAAUUAGUCAGUCAGAAGCUUCUUCCGACACACAACUUGAAAAAAUUCCUAAACUGACAAUAAAAACUAUCUCAAAAUCAGAAAGUCAACCUCUCAGUCCAAAGUUGACUAUUAAACCUUUGAAACCACCAGACACAACCAAUAAAGAUGGAGAAAUAAUCCCUAAAAAGAAGAUAUCUACUGAAUUAUUUGCAUCAGCAGAUGAAAAGGAGAGUCCACAUGUGCCUAAAAUUACAAUAAAACCUGUAACAAGGUCUACAGCAAUGUGUGACAGUCCAGAACAUAUCCCUGUAGUAACAAAAUUGAAUAUUAAACCUAUUUUGAAACCUAUGGACAGUGGAGAGACCCCUGAAGGCUUUGAAGAUAAAGUUCCUGUAGUUUCAAAAUUAAAUAUUAAACCUGUACUAAAGCCUAAAGAUAAUGAUGUAGAUUCUAGUGUAGAUGAUGUACCUAAAAUAACUAAAUUAAAUAUUAAACCAAUAAAGAAUCCUGAGGAUAUUUCUUCAGAGGAAAAAGACUGUGAUGAAUUGAAUGCUGACAUUGAAAAAAAUAGUAUACCUGUUGUUACUAAAAUUAAUAUUAAGCCUAUAAUUAAGCCUCAUGAUGAAGAAACGCUAAAGGAUUCAGAAAACCAAUCAUCAGAGACUGGUAAUUCAAGUGAUGAUAAUGGAGACCACAUACCUGUUGUUACAAAACUAAAUAUAAAACCAAUUAUAAAACCUGAUAGCUCAGAUGAAUCUUCUAAAACUGUUUCAUCAAGUGAACCAAGCAUUCCUGUUAUAACUAAAUUAAACAUUAAACCAAUAAUAAAACCCGGAGAAAUCUCACCAUCAUCCCCUAAAAAGGAACACAAAAUUGAUGGCCAUAGUCCAAUACCAGUUGUUACUAAAUUGAAUAUUAAGCCUGUUGUAAGGCCUGAUGACUCCGAUUCAGCAAAAAGUAAGGAUGAUACUAUAGAUAAAACUCCCACAAAGAAUCCUCCCCUUGUGAUGAAAAUCAACAUGAAAACCAUGACUGAAAAUUUCAAUAAUGAACAUGCAUCUUGUAACAACGUCAUCAAUGAACCAUUGCCUAUGUCUCCUAAAAAAGUAAAGGUAACUAAUGCAAUAGAAUCUAAAUCUGAAGCAGCCUCAGAAAAGAAUUCUAAAAGAAGUAGUGAACCAGUAAAUGAUAUACUGGCCCCAGUAAAGGACCAUUCUGGAGAAAAAGUCAAACAAAACUGUGUACCUGACUCUAUUGAAAAGAAUGCAGGUGUUGAAACACCAUGUGUAAAUAAACCAGCAUCAUCUCUAUCAGAAAAAGAAAAGCAUUCACAAUCAGGGACAGGCACUGAAUGUGAUUCUAUGGUCACAGGAUCCUCAUUUCCUGAGUCUAGUACAGAUAAAAUGCCAACUGUAAUUAAUGCAACUGGCCAAGAACACAAGAACAUGAAUUUAGGACCCACUGACUCAAUAAGUGAGGCAAAUAUGAUGCAAACAAUUAGUAGACAUCAAGAAACAAGAAGUAGAUCAGUGCAAAAUUGUACUUUAUUGAAAAAACUUUUAGAAAAUAAAUGUAGCAGUUUAGAUAAAAACCUUGAAAUAUCUCCAAUAGUGAAUUAUGCUUUACCUGCUGAAAAUAAAACCUUAAACAGUGAUCAUUUAGUUGAAUCGGGAAAAUCUAGCUUAGAAAAAUUAAGUUCUGGAAAUCUAGAGAAAAUGGAGAGGAGAAGUGCUACUCCUGAUAAGAUUAAUGAUUCAAAAAAGUCUGUAGAUUCGAUCACACAUGCAAACCAAGAUCAUUGUGAUAAGCUAAACGAGAACUUAACCAAACCCUUAGAAAUUACCAUAUCUGAUAAGGUUACAAAUCAAAGUUCUGGCCAAGAUUCUCCAAGAAUAAUAUUAAAAAUUAAUAAGACUGACCAUGGUCCCUCAGCAAAAAUUAUUACUGAAGAAGUAAAGAGGCCUGAUGUGCAACAGAACCUCUCUGAAAAUACUCAAGAUAUUGUAAAUGAUAAGCAGAGUCCGAAAAAAUAUGUAAAUAGUAGAAAGAAACAAGCAUUAGAUACAUCAUUGAAUUUAUCUUCAGGCAAGCGCUUAAGGAGUUCAAGAAUCGUAGAAAAUACAGAAAAGACUCCAAUAGCAAAGCGGAAUAUGGGCAAGAGGCCAUCCGCAACUGAUACUAGCCCUCCUCAAAACAAAGAUUCUAACAAAGAUUCUGACCUUUCCUUGUUACAAAGUAAAAGGUUAAAAUUAGGACAACUUUUGAGCAACAAGUCCCUUACGAUUAGUCCUGUUGCAAAAGCUUCUCCGCCCUCACCCACAAAGACUGGUUUAGAUUUAAAACAGGGAGGUAAAAAUGUCAAUCACUCUCUAUUGAAUAAUGAGAAUUGUUCAAAGAAUGGCAACUCAAAAUUACAUAAUAUUUUGUCUAAUUUACAUGCAAAACAAAAUAUGCAAUCAUUGUCUUAUAAUAAUACAAACUGUUUAGAAAAACCACAAACUGUCGCUACUGAUAAAGAAGUAAACGCUUCAGUGAGCAGCUUGGAUGCAGUUGGAACUACUUCCGUACAAAACUCGCAUCCCGAACUACAAGAGAUGAUAAUAAAUGAAAACUCAGAAUAUCGUGAAUUUGGCACUACUCCUGAAGAGGUUUCUCAAGAUCCUUUAGAGGUAGCCAGACCACCUGAGGAAAACACAGAGAUUGUAGACAUUCCUAAAUCAGUGGAAUUAACACCGCAACCUAAAAAACGGGGACGGCCACGAAAGUUGCCAGUAUCUGAAGGAGCGAAACCCGUGGCAUUGCCGGUGCCAGCCUUAGAAGAGCGGCCACAGCGGUCAUUACGCUUAAUGAGGGACAGGCCGGCAAUACUGACGAAACCACGAGGCCGUGGUAGAGGGCGAGGGGCACGACGUGUGGAAGCGACCACUCCGCCUACAGAACUCGAGACUAUUGUGGUUAUCGAGCCUGCUGACGAGCCGGAAGACCGACCACCUCCUGCCGAAAUCGACCCGACUAGUUCGAGGAUCAAGCUACCGCGUAUGACGGAGGCACUCGACAAAAUGCCUUCUGCUUGCGUAACACCUUUGUCAAGUAGACGACGGAAUUCGUCAGGGAAUUUCUCGACUGGUGAAUCACCUGAAUUGAAGGUGGUGCUUGAGAACUCAAAAAUCGACGAUAUAAUGAAGAGUCCUGAGGCUGGUGGUUCAGGGAGGGGUCGAGGUGGGCGGGGGAGCCGUGGCGGUCGUGGAAGGACGCCACGUGGUCGAGGACGGGGGAGGGGAGGCGGCCGUGGCGCUACCUAUAUGAAGGAAACUAUGGGCAUCUACGGGCGAGUGUGCGGGCCAGCUACGACAACAGUGCAGCUCUUCGAAGAAGAAACGUGUAUGAUGGACGAUAACGCCACUCCCGCUAAACCCACACAUUUAUUGGAUGAAGAUUCUCAAAGUUCUGUGAAGAGUUCGACGAAUGAAAGUAGUAAAAUGAAGAAAUCAAAAUUUGCUGAUUUGUUUGACAGUAAUAAGGUAAUGAUGAUCCAGGAGCAAGUAGCGAUGUUUCUAGGAGUGAAGAGCUUCAAGCGGCGGUACGCGGAGCUGAAGAGGCGGACUAUCUCUGGUGAGGAGAGGGACUACGUUCUUAGUAAAGGUCUCGUGACUGAAGCAUUGUGUGACCUUGGUAUCACCGCGGUAGACGCCAGUGAAGUUUUAGACAUUAUGUUAUCGGACUAUCCACACAAAUAUGAAGAGUUUCGGUCGUACCAACGGCAACGGCAAUUGGCUGAAGCUGCUGAGGAAUCAGCUGAAGACAUUAAAACCGAAGAAAAGGUGGUAAAGGUUGAAAUGAAAUCGGAGAAACCGGUUGAACAUAAACCUGAACAACCGAAAAUUGACCCUGAAAAGACAAGACAGUAUUUAAUUUAUAAAUGGUGCCAGGAUAUGGCGGCGGCAGCUAUAGCGUCGGCGAGCGAAUGGAACGCGCGAACUAACGCGAUGCGGCGCGGCGCGUGCGCGGACCUGCAGAGCCUCACCGUGCAGCGCGCGCGCGCCCCGCCCGCCGCGCCCGCGCGCCCGCAUCUACGCCCGCCCGCCGGCUUCUACCCGCACGCACUCCUGCCCGGACAGUACCAACACUCGUACUUCCCAUUGAACACAGUACUAGCGGCGCCGCCUGCUCCUCCAUCAGAAGAAUGGAGUUCUGAGUCAGAACCUGACUGGGGCUCAAGAUUCUCGUCAUCCGAGGAUUCUGACGGCCCGACACAUCAUUCUGCUAAGCGGAAGAAAUUGACGAAGACAAAGCGCAGUAGCCAGGCAGAGACCCGUGAAGUGAAGGAGUCGCGGGAGCCGCGCGAGGAGACCCGGCCGGAGGACCUCUGUCGCGUCUGCAAGCUGCGCCUCGAGGCCAACCGGCGCUACACGCACGAACGGUUCCUCGUCUGCGCCAACUGCAACGCCAAGCUGCACCCGUCCUGCCUGGAGCUGAGCGCGGACACGAUCCGCAAGUGCCGCGACUACGCGUGGCAGUGUGCCGAGUGCAAGACUUGCUGCACGUGUCGCCAGCCUGCAGACGAUGACAAGAUGCUCUUCUGCGACCUCUGCGACCGCGGGUUCCACAUCUACUGCGUCGGACUCGACACCGUGCCUAGCGGUCGGUGGCACUGCGUAGAGUGUGCGAUCUGCAAGUCGUGCGGGGCGCGGUCGCCGGGCGGCGCGGCGGGCGCCGGGCCCGGGCCCGCCAGCACGGAGCCCGCCGAGUGGCACCACCAGACGCGGCGCGGCCUGGGCGGACACAAGGUCUACUCGCACUCGCUCUGCACGCCCUGCGCCAGGGCGUAUCGCAUCGGUCGCUACUGCCCGCUCUGCGAGCGCUCCUUCAUCGGCCCGAAGGGGACCAUGCAGCUCGUCAUAUGUAAGCUCUGCGAUAGGCAACUGCAUCAAGAUUGCGUUAGACAGACGGUGUCUAAUCUGAACGUGUUGGACUACACGUGCGCGGAGUGCCGGCGGACGGGCAUCACGUCGCGCGCCGCGGCCGUGCGCCUGGCGCCGCGCACCAUCGCCACGCUGUUCAUGGCCAAGCGACGCUUCAACAAGUACGCGCACCGACAAUACCUGGCCAGCCGCCGGCGCCAGGCCGAGGAGGCGCGGCUCGAGGCGGGCGACGACUCCGUGGACGCGGCCGAGGGAGGGGACGCGGAGCCGCUGCGCGUGGAGCUCCGCGACGACAUGUCGGAGGGGUCGGACGCGGCGCCCGACCUGGCCGACACCAGCGACCCGCUCGACGCCACGCCCGACGCCUGAACUCUCCGCGUGCGCGAGUGAAGCGGUGGACUGUAUACAAACUGACGUGUAAUAUAUAUGUAGCUGUUCUUAGUUCAUAUGUAACUCUUAUUCGCUUCGGUACUACGGUUGUAAGGUAAACUGUUACAUAAAUCUGAUUAAUAUAACGAUUAACCGGUAGGCUAUGUACGAGUAAGUUGUCGGAUAGUGAAGAGAUACUAGGUGUAUUGUCUCUUUGUGUUAUCGCUGCGUUUUAUUUUCUAUACGCUGAGAUGUUUGCAAGUACGAUCCGGAAGGAGCCGGCGCUGAAAUAUUAUGUAUAUUAUUAUAUCCCUAGUGGGAGUUAGACGGUUUGAUUUAACAGAUGAUAAAGAUCAUAAAAGUGGUUAGAUAGAUAGCUGUAGAUCGCAGGACUCUUAACAUUAAAACUGUACAGUAAUUUAAUACUAACUUCACUAUAUGGGUAGCUGGGCAAUCAUACUAUUUUUAAUAUCAUAGAGUUGAGUUAAAGUAUCCUGCAAGACAAAUCAUGUAUCUUAUUGUGUAUUCGUCCACAAUUGGUUCUGUUGGAGGUGAUUAGAUUACGAGAUAUUGUGUAGUUGUGCUGUUAUUACUUUACGACGGAUGAUUUAGUUGCAUUGUGUCGCAUCAUGUUCGUUUAUAUGUGUGAACUCUAUAUUAGAACUGCAGACGGACAUGGUACAUUUUGUCAUUUACGAAUUAGUUCUCAGGAAUACAAAUUAAAAUAAAUGCAUACAAUAGAAAUCUGCCUUUUAAUGCAUUUUUUAAUUUUGUUUCUAAAUUGUUUUUGUUGUCACUGCUGUUGAUGAAUCGGUCCACAUACUAUUGAAGACAGUGCGCAUUUUGUUUAUUUUUUAUAUAGUAUAAUUUUUAGAUUAUCGUUAAUUUCGCUUAAUAAGGUAUUUAUUUUAGUUGUACUUUUAUAUGGAUACAGCUGUAUACAAUCUUAUGUCCCAGAUAAUAUUCGCGGAGGAUUGUUAUAUGAACGUAGGGAAUUUAUAUAAAUUCAUCAGGUUUGGAUAGUUAUGAUUGAUUCUGUUUGCCUGUAAUGAAUUUUAUUUAUGAAUCGUUUGGGUAUGAUUAAGAAUAUGUUUCCCCCUAAUACGCACUUUAUGAAAGUUGUUGAUUAAUUACACUAGAUUAUUUUAUAAGAUUUUUAUCGUUUCUGUAGUUUAAUUAUUGUACGAAUCAAAUUCAGCAGCUCUUCUUUCAAAUAACAUUUAUUGUUUUCCUUACUUAAUUUCAAAGUACAAAACAUAGGCUACCUUUAUGUACUAUUUACUAGCACUCGUUCUGGAAGGCAAUAUGAACCCAAUGAAUAAAUAAUUAUAGUUUUAUAGAAAGAUCAAAUAAAUUAUUUAAUUCAGAGUAUAGUAUGUUUAUUUUCAUUAUGAGAAAAUUAUUUAUUUAUACCUAUGGUUACAAAGAUAGUAUUAUAGCAGAUUUGGGUGGUAUUUAUUUCCAGGGCGAAUCCGGGAAUGAUUAGUUGGACCCUCUGGGCAGUAGUCCCUGCAGCCACUGGUAUUCGUUUUCGGUAUACGUAACAUUCGAUUCAACAACGUGUAUGCAUUUGCUGUACUUACGAUAUAAUCUCUGCGCGCUAUCGUCUUUUUAACCACUGCUGUGUGCAAUUAUCCCCCAUAAUGUUGUGUAUUAUAUCAUGUAUUAGAAUUAUAUUGUGUAAGUGCAGGUGACGACCUUAGUAACUUCAUUGAAUACUGACACUAAUGUAUCAAUGUUUUAGUUUAUAAUUAUGCUUUGGUUAAUAUUAAUCAUAAUUUACUUAUUAGUGAUGACUUUUAAGAUAAAAUUGAUGUCCUCGAAAUCAUGAUAAUAUAAACCUUUUAUACAAUAUACACAACUGACCCCGGUGUUACUCACACCGUAAUUCGCAUUGCUUUAUCGACACAGGUGAAUUUGUAAGACUUACUUGUAAGAGAAUAAUGAUAACUUUAUGUCUACUUAAUGCAAGUGUAAACGUUCUAGAAAUCUCGCACUGUUCGGUCAAUUUUUGUAAAAAAAGAUAAAUAAAUUUUGAUUUGAACUUUUGUUUUUCUUUUUUAUUUUCACGGCAAUGCAAGUUUUGUCUGUUGAUGGAAUAAAACACAAAUGCAAUAAAAAAUAAUGUAUAUAUAAUUUGACUUAUAGUAUGGUAAACUCGGUAGCAUAAUUAACAAAAUUUUAUAAACACUGAAAAUAUUCAGCAAAUAUAUUUUAUAAACUGGCAAUAAAGCAUCUGUAUCCUUAUAUUUCGAUGAAACCUGGGGACAAGAAGAAUGUAUCACGUUAGUAUAACGAUACCUGUAACAGUAAUAGAUGUUGACAUUAGAUAGACAUACAUUUGUAGUAAAACUACUUUUCAUAGAUUAUUUGGCGUAAUUGACAUCCUGCAAUGAAAAUAAAAUCAAUACCUUUACACAACAAUUGAAUAUUAGGUACUGUGCACGAAAUCGAAAAUUUUUUUUAAACAUCUGCACAUUCAAAAUAUACGCAAAAUAGUCCUAGACAAAGUAGUUUUGCUUUAAAACCUAAGAUAUAGACGGACAUUGAGUUAGUAGUAGCGGUGACAUGGUCACUCGUCGAGUCGCAGGCCGCUGAUGGAGAGGAAGGUGAAUGCGUUGUGCAGCGCCAGCACCGGCACCGCCGUCACGGCCGCGCGCUGCCGCGACCGCCCGCGCACCGCCCGCACCGCGCGCGACAGCACCGCCGGGCCCGGCGCACUCCACACCUG
Spodoptera littoralis (African cotton leafworm) is the source of this 11086-nucleotide messenger RNA. Lineage: Eukaryota; Metazoa; Arthropoda; Insecta; Lepidoptera; Noctuidae. The record is from the annotation of a GenBank genome assembly.